Zeugodacus cucurbitae (melon fly) is the source of this 1199-nucleotide messenger RNA. RefSeq names its product probable aminoacyl tRNA synthase complex-interacting multifunctional protein 2 (gene AIMP2). Gene Ontology annotation, cellular component: aminoacyl-tRNA synthetase multienzyme complex. Lineage: Eukaryota; Metazoa; Arthropoda; Insecta; Diptera; Tephritidae. The record is from RefSeq and is a predicted model, not a curated record. The transcript has 5 exons. The coding region runs from base 110 to 1123 and encodes 337 amino acids.
GCGAAAAAUCUACGAAGCAAUAUACAUUAUUUUAAUGGUGUAUUACUUUUAAAAUAAAUAGUGUUUUGAAAAAUUGUUUAAAAUAAUAGCGAUCAUAUAAACCAAUAAAAUGUACGGGUUGAAAACACUUUUACCGGAAUAUGAUAUACAAUUGCCGACUUGCAUGUACCCAAUGAAAGUGCUCAACAAUUCGGCAGCUACAGGAAUUGUAAAAGCUGACGCACCCAGCGGUUUUUGCAAUGGGAAUUCUAAUCCUCUUGCCACGUCCGCUGUCACCUCCCUUGGGCUGAAGAAAAAUGUGUGCGCGCUUGAUUUGGACAAUUUAAGUGCACAAAUCCAGAACUUACUCAAGUCUUCGAAUGAUGUCGGUACCGUAUGCGCUCGCCAGGAGAAAGUCCUAAAGCAGCUGCAAGAACUCAAAGAACAGAUGGCCAACAUUCGUGCAUCGCUUGGUCUUUGCCAAAAGGGCCCACAACACACUGGACAAACAACACUGCGGAAUGGUGGACUCCGUGAGGAACCGCUGCAUGAUAUUGUUAUCAAUGGACACCCCAAUUUCAUACCUUAUGCUUUAUUAGCAUUGAAGAAUGCGUGGAAGGACCUUUUCACUAUUGAAGUGAGAACCUUUAAACAUUCGACAAUGCCUGAUAUUGGCAAAGAAGCAAGCGCUUUCGAAAAAAAAUUGGCACAAGUGAAGAUAGACCCCUCAAAGCCGAAAGUGAAUGUGUCACUGAUUUGGAAAAAUUGUGAACACACUGAAAUGAUCAGUUCUCCCACCAUGUACGUGCCCAUUUAUGGCGAAGUUAAUAUCAUACGCUAUUUGGGACGUGUUGGUCCACAGGAAUACCGUUAUGAAGAUUCACCAAACUGCAAUGAAAUCGAUGCGGUGCUGGAUAUAUGCUAUCAAUUGUUGCGUUGUAACACCAGUAAAAGUCGCGCCUCAAUGAUACGCGCACUUAAUCUACGUCUAGGAAAACAAAAAUAUUUCAGUGGUGAUGAAAUAUCAAUUGCCGAUAUUGGUGUGCACAGCUCAUUCAAACGUUUGCCCGCCAUAACUGCUAAGGACCUACCACCCACAUUGAUUGAGUGGCAAAAACGUGUACAACUUAUUACACAACUGUAAAAUAAGUUUAUAAUAAUUAAUUAUGCUUUUACUAUGGUACGUUUGUAAUAAUAUACAUAUGUGUGUAGUAAAUGAA